Staurois parvus is the source of this 343-nucleotide messenger RNA. NCBI's taxonomy places the organism in Eukaryota, Metazoa, Chordata, Amphibia, Anura, Ranidae. The record is from the annotation of a GenBank genome assembly.
UGGGCACAGGUGGGUGGCACUGGUGGGCACAGGUGGGUGGCACUGGUGGGCACAGGUGGGUGGCACUGCUGGGCACAGGUAGGUGGCACUUUUGGGCACAGGUGUGUGACACUGCAGAGUGGCACAGGUGGGUGCACUGCUGGGCACAGGUGGGUGCACUGCUGGGCACAGGUGGGCGGAACUUGUGGGUGGCACUGCUGGGCACCGAUCAUCAGGGCACUGAUCAUCAGUGGCCCUGAUGAUCGGUGCCGAUCCUCGCUCUGACAACUGCCGGUUCUCGGCAGUACUUUCCUCACGAUCUGACAGCGUGAGGAAAGUGCAGCCGAGAACCGGCACUUUGCAU